Molecule: messenger RNA, 1785 nt
Organism: Acinonyx jubatus (cheetah)
Lineage: Eukaryota; Metazoa; Chordata; Mammalia; Carnivora; Felidae
Product: olfactory receptor 10J1-like
Exons: 2
Coding region: 307-1758 (483 amino acids)
Biological process (GO): G protein-coupled receptor signaling pathway
Cellular component (GO): membrane
Molecular function (GO): olfactory receptor activity; G protein-coupled receptor activity
Source: RefSeq, a predicted model, not a curated record
UGUGGUCAACGUUUUAAGAAAAUCUAGACCAACUUCAUGGGCCAUCCACAGGGUCAGGUGUCCUUGCAAAGAAUGCUUUCCCUCAAACUUUCAAAUACUGUUGCUCAGAUUUUUGAUAUCUUUACUUCAGUUCUAGGACCGAGUCUUCCAUGUCCCUGGGAAAGGCGGUUGAUUCAUGAAGUUUCGAACCUGUUUUGAGCUACUGAAUCUUCGCUCUUGACAGUGUGCUCACCAGGGGACGUGGUGGUCUUUGGCGCAAAGGGAUAGUGUCAACCUUCUCUUUACCCUUCUCAUCUGACGUCCUCAAUGAAGACAGCCAAUCACACAGAGGUGAGGGGGUUUGUUUUCCAAGGUUUCUCCAACUUCCGAGAACAUCAACUCAUACUGUUUGCCGUGUUUCUAACCCUGUACCUCUUAACUCUGGCCGGCAAUGUCAUCAUCGUGACUAUUAUCCGUGUUGACCACCACCUCCACACCCCCAUGUACUUCUUUCUAAGUGUUCUCUCCACAUCAGAGACGUGCUAUUCCCUGGUCAUCAUCCCACGCAUGCUUUCCGGCCUCGUGGGUCUGAGCCAGUCCAUCUCCCUGGUGGGCUGUGGGACUCAGCUCUUUUUCUUCCUUGGCUUUGCCAUCACCAACUGCCUCCUGCUAGCAGUCAUGGGGUUUGAUCGCUACGUGGCCAUCUGCAACCGACUUCGUUACUCAAUCGUCAUGAGUUGGAGGGCCUGUACCAUUCUGGCGUCCUCGGUCUGUGCCUCGGGGUUCUUGCUCUCUCUGGUUCAGGCUGUGGCCAUUUUCCGACUGCCUUUCUAUCCCACAUACGAUUUGAUGAAGACAGAGAAUCACACUUGGGUGAGUGAGUUCACUUUCCAGGGCUUCUCCAGCUUCCACGAGCACCAGCUCAGCCUGUUUGUCGUGUUCCUUGCACUGUAUGUCGUAACCCUGGCCGGCAACGUCGUCAUCGUGACCAUCAUCAGUGUGGAUCGUCACCUCCACACGCCCAUGUACUUCUUCCUGAGCAUGCUGUCCUCCUCAGAGACCGUAUAUACACUCGUCAUUAUACCCAAAAUGCUCUGUAACCUUGUAGGCCUGGGUCAGCCCAUCUCCUUGGCUGGCUGUGCCACCCAGAUGUUCUUCUUCAUCACCUUGGCCAUCAACAACUGCUUCCUGCUCACGGCGAUGGGGUACGACCGCUACGUGGCCAUCUGCAACCCCUUGAGGUACACGGUCAUCAUGAACAAGAGGGUGUGUGUGCAGUCGGUGGGGGGCGCCUGCGGCAUCGGGCUGAUCGUGGCGACGACGCAAGUGACAUCUGUGUUCAGGUUGCCUUUCUGUGCUACGAAGGUGGCCCACUUCUUCUGUGACAUCCGACCUGUAAUGAAGCUCUCCUGCGUCGACACCUCGGUCAACGAGACCCUGACCGUGAUCAUCAGCGUGCUGGUGAUCCUGGUCCCCAUGGGCCUGGUCUUCAUCUCCUACGUCCUCAUCGUCUCCACCAUCCUCAAGAUCCCCUCCGCCCGGGGCCGGAAGAAGGCCUUUGCCACCUGCGCCUCUCACCUCACGGUGGUCGUCGUCCACUACGGCUGUGCCUCCGUCGCCUACCUCAAGCCCAAGUCGGAGAACACCAGGGAUCAGGACCAGCUGAUCUCGGUGACCUACACCGUCAUCACCCCCCUGCUGAACCCGGUGGUGUAUACCCUGAGGAACAAGGAGGUCAAGGAUGCUCUGCUCCGGGCCGCUGGCAGGAAGCUUUCCUGACAAGAUGGGCCCACUUCAAUGGAGGGU